Messenger RNA from Parascedosporium putredinis, 486 nucleotides. The record is from the annotation of a GenBank genome assembly. Lineage: Eukaryota; Fungi; Ascomycota; Sordariomycetes; Microascales; Microascaceae.
AUGGCGUCAACUUCUACCGAGAUCGAGAUACAUGCGCAUCACUCCGCCGACGUGACCACGCCAUCAGAGGCCACCAGCUCCUCCAAUUCAUCAUCGGCUUCGAACGAUGCUGACCACUUGCGGAUUCAUGCCCCUGUGCCUCAGCGGCCGAGGCUCCUGAGCCGAAAGAGCAGCGGACCUCUCGUCAUUCCCCGCGAGGACGACGUCGGACCCGUGGACAUUCAGUUUGGUCCCGAUGACGUACGCGCGAUGAGUCCGCGAAGGACAAGCGAGGACAUCGAAGCCAUGGGGCGAGAAGCCAGGGAGGAGUUGAGGAGACAAGCCAAGGCACUCCAAGACUCAUUGCUGGCCAUAUUCCAACAAAUCGAGGCGGUUCGAGAAGAGCACGACAAGCUCGAUAGCAACAACAAGUUUCUACAAAAGUAUAUUGGGGACUUGAUGAGCACGAGCAAGAUUACUGCUAUCGACGGCCGCCAGAAGAAGUAG